AGUUGAUUUAUGAACGUCCUUUGACUCAUGUGACUUUUUAGGCAUAAUUCUAAUUCUAAAGUCACGGUUCACAAUUUACAGCUGUUCCAUCUUGUCACCCGCAGAAGUUACUAACGCUGAUAACAUUUUACAUCAUUUACAUGUUUCAGUGCUGUUCGCUGUUCGCUGAGUGGCCGAGUUGACAACAUUACUGUCGAGUGUCGGCGAAUGAUACCUUAAUCUUAAAUCAUUUCACUACUUAUGUUAUUCGUUUAUUGUCCAAGUUAUUAAAUUGUAAUUAAUAAUUAUUAUUCUACUGUUUAUUAUAGUGAGUUAAUCGUACUAUAAUAUUAUUUUCAUAAAUCGUAAUAUUAAAGUAUACCGCCAGCCCCAUUAUGAGUAUUUUCAGUGACGUUGAGGAAGCAAAGCCCAUCGAAGUAUUCGAUCUAGUGAGAAAAUUUAAUGAAGACGAAUAUCCAUCGAAAGUAAAUUUGACCAUUGGGGCAUAUAGGACAGAUGAAGGCAAACCAUAUUAUAUUCCUGUUGUAAAAAAAGCUGAGAGUGAGGUGCUUGAAGGUACAAUGAAUCACGAGUAUUUACCUAUAUUGGGCUUAGAACCUUUUACUAAAGCUGCAUCUCAACUACUAUUGGGCGAUAUCACUCAGCGACAAGAGGAAGGAACCAUAUUCGGUGUUCAAUCUAUCAGUGGUUCUGGAGCACUUAGAGUAGGUGCAGAAUUUUUAGUCAAACAUUUGAAAUGUACGACAUUCUAUUAUUCAAUACCAACUUGGGAAAAUCAUCACUUGAUUUUCAUGACAAGUGGAUUUAAAGAUGCCAAAACUUAUCGCUAUUGGAAUGAAGAAUCAAGAUCUCUUGAUUUUGAUGGAUUUUGUGAAGAUUUAUCAAAUGCACCAGAAAAUGCAGUUAUUAUAUUACAUGGAUGUGCUCAUAAUCCUACUGGUUUAGAUCCAACUGAAGAUCAAUGGAAAAAAAUCGCAGAAAUUAUAAAAGAACAUAAAUUAAUACCAUUCUUCGAUAAUGCCUACCAAGGAUUUGCAUCUGGAGAUUUAGAAAAAGAUGCAUGGUCUGUGCGUUACUUCCUUAGUCAGGGGUUUGAGUUUUUAUGUUCACAAUCAUUUGCUAAAAACUAUGGACUUUACAAUGAACGUGCAGGAAACCUAACUUUUGUAUUGAAUUCUGGUGAAAAUGUCAAAGCUGUAAAAUCUCAGGUGACAAUGAUUGUUAGAGGGAUGUAUUCAAAUCCACCAAACCAUGGUGCACGUACUGUCAGUACAAUAUUAAAUAAUGAUGUAUUCAAAAAUGAAUGGAAGUAUACCUUGAAGCUAAUGACAGAUAGGAUAAAAGCUAUGAGAAAAGCUUUACGAGAAAAUUUGGAAAAGCUUGGUACAGUCGGGACAUGGAAUCAUAUAACUGAUCAAACUGGGAUGUUUUCCUAUACAGGAUUAUCAGCAAGUCAUGUAGAAUAUUUACGACACAAAUAUCAUAUUUACAUGUUGGGGUCAGGGCGUAUUAACAUUUGUGGACUGAAUACAAAUAAUAUAAGUUAUGUAGCUGAAGCAAUUAACGAUGCUCUAUUAAAUGUUGCCAAGUAAAAAUAUAAUAAAGUAAUAAGAACCAUAACAAACAAAUUGUUUUUAUUGUUUAUCUCUGUAGACUAGAAAUAUUUUUUAUUUAAUUUAUAAAUAGAUAUUUACACAAUUAUUGUAUGUUGGUAUAUUAACUAUCACU
Messenger RNA from Diuraphis noxia (Russian wheat aphid), 1728 nucleotides. It is a transcript of the gene Got1, whose product is annotated as Glutamate oxaloacetate transaminase 1. Gene Ontology annotation, molecular function: pyridoxal phosphate binding; L-aspartate:2-oxoglutarate transaminase activity. The record is from RefSeq and is a predicted model, not a curated record. NCBI's taxonomy places the organism in Eukaryota, Metazoa, Arthropoda, Insecta, Hemiptera, Aphididae. Gene Ontology annotation, biological process: L-aspartate biosynthetic process. Gene Ontology annotation, cellular component: cytosol.